This is a messenger RNA of Rhinolophus ferrumequinum (greater horseshoe bat), 1719 nucleotides long. RefSeq names its product golgi associated RAB2 interactor family member 4 (gene GARIN4). Bases 1 to 1719 code for a protein of 572 amino acids. Lineage: Eukaryota; Metazoa; Chordata; Mammalia; Chiroptera; Rhinolophidae. The record is from RefSeq and is a predicted model, not a curated record. The transcript has a single exon. Gene Ontology annotation, cellular component: nucleus.
AUGAACAAGAGUGAGUCUCUGUUACCGUAUUACACGUCCCAGAGUAGCUCUGGUGCGGGCAUGUUCAGUACCACCAUGGGGAAACUACAGCGACAGCUGUACAAGGGAGAAUAUGACAUCUUCAAGUACGCACCGAUAUUCGAGAGCGACUUUAUCCAGAUCACCAGAAGGGGAGAGGUGAUUGAUGUGCACAACCGAGCCGGCAUGGUGACCGUGGGCGUCGCCUCCACCAGCCCCAUCCUCCCGCUCCCAGACGUCAUGCUGCUGGCCCGACAGGCGACCAGAGGUGAAAAGCAUGCUGGGCGAGGCCAGGUCACCAAGAGAAAAAGCCGCAAGGCUGCAAAAACCUUAGAACUCACCAGGCUCCUUCCCUUGAAGUUUGUACGGAUCUCCAUUCACGACCGUGAGAAGCAACAGCUACGUCUGAAGUUUGCCACGGGCCGUUCCUGCUACUUACAGCUGUGUCCCUCUCUGGAUGCACAGGAAGACCUCUUUGCCUAUUGGGAAAAGGUCAUUUACCUCCUGCGACCACCACGGGACAUUAACAGUAGCACCCAUGCCACUCCUGCCGAGGACACGACAUGCCUGCCUGUGUUUGAGGAAGGUGACAGGAGUUGCCCAGCAGUGGUCACUUUCCAGGGGGAAGGGGAACAGGACCAGGUCAGCACCAAAAGCCUCCACAUUACCUUGGAGGUGGCUGGGGCCACUUCUGCAGCUUUUGCUGGCGGGGAGGAGACCAUAUAUGACUUCCACAAACCCACUGCCAUGCCCGAUGCAGCCACCCCACACACAAAACCUUCAGAGCUGGACCAAGUGUCAGCAGCAGGGCUGACAGCAGGCGCUUUGAGCAUGGCAGUAACCGAGUCUGCUGCCCCUGAACAGCUAAGCAUGGCCACAGCAAGGGCAGCUACCAAGGGUCCAGGAGGAAGUAAAACCAGCAGAGCCAUUGCGGGCGCCGCCAACAUGUCCUCGAAGAGCAUUAAAAUGGCCUUGGCAGGUGCUGCAAACAAGUCCUCAGAGUGUCCUUCCAGCACUAGCCUCUCUCCAGAAGCCAGCACGGUCGCUGCAAUUGCAAAAGCAGAACCUACCAGCAAGACUGUUGGAGAAACAGCUGAUGAUGCAGCCACAGGACCUCUCAUCUCAACCUUGCCCAGGAAAGGUCGCCUGAGUGAACAGGUUAGAAGGCGGCGGCGAGUGUCCCCAGGCAGGGCUGAAGCCCGCAAGAGCAGAAGGGAGAGGAGGGAGCGAAGGGAAAAGGAGAGAGCUCUCAGGGGUUCCCAUCGCCGCAGGACUACUGAAAGCCAACACAAGGCAGAGGGGGACAAGAUAUUCCAGAAACCAUUUGGCCGGUCCUUAGCCAGACAGAGAGAUGACAAAACGGAGAAAGGCCAGAGCAGCCCAGGGCGCGGCAGUCAUGGCCCCAUCACCAAGGAGUCAAGGACCUCUCACAAACUGGGGAGGAGCUCUACAACAAGUUCAUGUUCCACAACCAAGAAACUCAACAGGUUCAGCUUUUUCUUGAGGAACAUCAAAGCCAAUCUUACUACAAAGACAGUAGCCUCACCACACGGUAAGGAUGUGGACAUCUUGACUGAGACGUCAGAGAAGAACCGCGUGGAGGUCAUCAAAGAGACAGCACUGGGUGGCCAGGGGCUGAAAAUGGCUGAUAGUGUGACAUCUGAGACCACAGAGACGGUGACCUUUGAAGCCCAUGACUAG